ACCUUAUUUUAAUCCCCAGUCUUGUGACACAUCGCCAGGGGGCGCUCGGGGUCUGCCUUGACGCUGCACAUUGAAGACGGCGUAGAAGAAGAGUUAGUAUUGUAAACACAAGGAUAUGGCUGACGAGAGGGUUGGAGGUGAAGACAACAUUAACGACAACAUGGGGAACCAGUUACAGCUUUUACCAGACAACGAGGAAGAGGAGGAAGAUAACAUGGAGACUGAAGACCGAGACAGUGAGGAAGCAGAGAAGCCCACCAUCAUCACCUUUGACCCCAGUCUUCCCACAUCACAUGCUUACCUGGGUUCAGACAUGGAGGAGUUUCACGGCCGUACAGUCCACGAUGAAGACAGCUUUCAGACCAUCCCUGUGCUGCCACACACAGCUGUGAUGCUGGUGCCAGGCCAAACGCUGCCUCUGCAGCUCUUCAGGCCGCAGGAGGUCAGUAUGAUGCGGAGCAUCAUCCAGAGAGACCGCACCUUUGCUGUGCUCGCACACAGCAAUGACACAGGUGAGCCGGAUGCAGAGUUUGGGACAACAGCGGAAAUCUAUGCUUACCGAGAAGAGCAGGAAUAUGGCAUUGAAACUGUCAAAGUGAAAGCUGUGGGGAGGCAGAGAUUUAAGGUCCAUGACAUAAGAACUCAGGCAGACGGGAUCAGACAAGCCAAAGUACAGAUCCUUCCAGAACGAAUCCUUCCAGGUCCUCUCUCUGCCGUGCAGCUAACACCCCUCUCCAGGCUCCACAUGCACCCCUCCUCCAAACCCCCAACUCAGAGCUGCAAACAGGCCCAGCGCUGGUGGAAUAACUACCAACAGAGGAAGUUUCACUGUGCCAGUCUGACGCCAUGGCCUCCCUGGGUCUACGCUCUCUACGACUCUGAGUCACUAAUGAACAGAGUGAAGAACCAGCUCCAUGAAUGGGACGAGAAUCUGAAGGAUGAAUCUCUCCCAACGAACGCCGUAGACUUCUCCUACAGAGUGGCAGCCUGUCUGCCCAUAGAUGACGCUCUGCGGCUUCAGCUGCUGAAGAUUGGGAGUGCCAUCCAGAGACUUCGCUGUGAACUGGACAUCAUGGACCGGUGCACGUCACUGUGCUGUAAGCAGUGCCAGGACACAGAAAUCACCACAAAAAUUGAGAUCUUCAGCUUGUCUCUGUAUGGCCCCAUGGCUGCAUACGUCAACCCGCACGGUUACGUCCAUGAAACCCUGACGGUCUACAAAGCAAACAACCUCAACCUGGUCGGCAGGCCAUCCACACUGCACAGCUGGUUUCCAGGGUAUGCCUGGACAAUUGCUCAGUGCCGAACCUGCGGGUCUCAUAUGGGUUGGAAGUUCACAGCCACCAAGAAGGACUUGACUCCAGCUCGUUUCUGGGGUCUGACGCGUUCAGCUAUGCUCCCUCGUAUCCCCCAGGACAAGGGGGAGGAGGGGAGACAGGGCUCUCGCCUCUUCUGCCUGUGAAGUUGAACUACCAUUUAUCGUAAAAAAACAAAAACAACUGCUAACCCCCCAAGCCUGGAUCUUCAUGCACUCUCUGGCUGUGAUUAUUUCUAGUAAUCAAUGCAUCACACAGCGCCUGUCACCCUUUGCAGUAAAUCCAUCAUAUUAGUGGAAAGGUCAGUAGGCCUUUAAAUGGCGCUCAAAGAGCUAAUUAGAACGGGAUGGAGGUAGUGAUUUUUCUUUAAAGUUCUUAAGAUGUAAAAGCAGCAGUGAGAUGACAAAGUGCAUUGUGAGAAAGUGAUGCAGAAAUAGAGAAUAACAGAUUGAACAGAUUGUUUCCAUGACACGGCUAAUCUGUACCCUUGGUAGCUGUAGACACACAUACUCAAAAGCUAUGCUUAAUGCAUAAUUUCCCUUCUACUCCUUUCCUCUGUAUCAUGGAGUUUCAUUGCAUGUAGCUGAAGUAGAGAUAUUGUUGGUCACAUACUUUAAUCUGUUGUAAAACCAACCAGUUAAUAUGAAUUAUCUUAUCUUAUCUUAUUCAGAUCCUUUGUGGGUUACUCAGAUAUGUUGUCUCAUUUUAGCUGCCGUGAGUUAAGUGGAGGGAAUGAAAGGGCACUUGUGCACUAUAGGGGAUAUUUUCAAUCUUGGAAUUAAAUUGGAUGUAUUUUUGUAUGCAAAAAGAUUGGAAAGUAAUUUAACAUAUUCAUCCAUGUGUGCUUUUUAUUAUCACAUCAGUUUUUUGAUGCAAUAAACAGAAACUGAGGUGACAAUAACCACAAUGUGUAAUAUACUGGUGUAUAUUGAUACGUGAUAAAACUAGUGUCUGUUUUGUAUUCAACGAAGGUUCAUUGUCCUGUCAGAUGAUGUACUUCAGGAAGCAAACAUGUGGAAAUUAGAGAUAUCCUGGUGUCUAAUGGAGGACUGCUUUUUUUUCCUUCUAAAAAGGUUCAAGCUAAUUUACACAGAGAAUGAGAGGAGCUUUUACCUGUCUUCAUUUAGUUUGUUCAUGUGUGGCAUGUUAAAAUGGUGUGCCUACACCCCAGCUCAGUGUCUUUUGAUGAGUUUGAUAUAUCAGUGAACGACAGAUGUGAAUACAAAGGUUGUGAGUGAUGAAGAGACAUGAUUUAUAUAAUGUUUUUUUUAAAUGUUUUUUUGUGGUUUGUAGUUUUGCAGUUUUCCGGAUUUUACUUCUUGCGAUUUUGUUGCAAGGUACUGGCUCUUGUUUGUAUAAAUGUAGCUGUAAAUAAGAGGCAGUUAUAGCAUUUUUUUGUGUAAUAUAAAUGGUAUUCUGUUUGUAAGUCUGACUCUUAUCUCGCAUAUCUCCUUAUGUCACAGGGAAUUGUUUCGAAAUAAUCUUGUCAGUAGUAAAUCAUUAAUCGCAAUAAGAAAUCAUCUAGAUUGUGAAGAUGUUUUUUUUUAGAAUUAAAUAUUUUUGGUUAUUUUCUUACAGGACGUUUGACAUUUUGGAAAGUAUGCUUAUUUGCUUUUUUUUGUCGAUAUUUAGAGGAGAAAAUAUAUACUACUUUCAUGUCUGUAGGAUAAAUAUUUUGCUACCACCAGCAGCUGGUUAGCUUAGCAUAGGACACUGACUGGAAACAGAUAAACAGCUGGCCUGGCUCUGUCAGAAGGUAACACAAUUUACCUACAAGCACCAUUACAUUUUACUAAUCACAUCUCGUGUGUGUUUACACUCAUUUUUUAAUUAUACAAAAAGUGUAAGAAAGAUCAUUUGUGAUUUGACGGAGGUUAUGGCUAUUUCCUGGAUGUGGAGAUUCCUGUUCCUAGUUUCCACUUUGUUUGUUUUUUCUUUUAGAUUAAACCGGCAUUUUUGAACAAUGCCAGGCUAGCUGCUUAAAUGUGUUUCCAGUAAUUAUGCUAAGCUACCUAGCUGCUAACUGUAGCUUGAUAUUUACCGUGCAGAUAUGAGAAUGGUAUUUCGAUCUUGACACAUAGGCUUAAUCCUCGGCGUUAAAGCAAAUCUGUGUAGAAAUAUGGUCAUAACUGUUUUUUAAAGGGUGAUGGAUUUUAAUUGAAAAUGAUUAUGUUAUUCUUACGGUCUGUAUAUAAGCACCAUGUCAUAUGGGUGUACAGUUCUGAGUUGUGUAACCUAUCACUUGAGGAAAUUUUCCAGACUUCUCUCUGCUCCCUCUGCAGCCACAAAAGGCUUUUUUCAGAUCUGCAGUUGUAUUCCCCAAGACCUGGAAACAGACUUUGAUAAUCUUAUGUCAAAUCGGUGAAUCGGUUUAUGAAUCAGAAAAUGUAAACUUCCUCAGAAAUAUGCCCCAAUGUAUUUUGAUUGGAUUCACAUUUUAAAUCUUAUACUUCUUCUUAUAUAAUUUU
Messenger RNA from Etheostoma spectabile (orangethroat darter), 3784 nucleotides. RefSeq names its product cereblon (gene crbn). The coding region runs from base 116 to 1462 and encodes 448 amino acids. Gene Ontology annotation, cellular component: Cul4A-RING E3 ubiquitin ligase complex. NCBI's taxonomy places the organism in Eukaryota, Metazoa, Chordata, Actinopteri, Perciformes, Percidae. Gene Ontology annotation, biological process: protein ubiquitination. The record is from RefSeq and is a predicted model, not a curated record. The transcript is spliced from 11 exons.